UAUGGUUCUGAACUAAACUGCCUAAAUAAUUAGAUAAAUUGCGAAAAAAGUUUUAUAGAAAUUUUUAGCCGCAAUUUUCAUUGCUUACACUUAUAAAAUAAAUGUACACCGGAAACUGUAACCUGGAAGUGUAGGAGGUAUGGAGCUUGCAACGCUUCCUAAUGUGGAAAACGCCAUCCACAGAAAAAGUCGCCACGACGAAUGUACGAGGAAGAGAACCCGUUUUUCGUUGCCAUUAAAAAAAUAAGACUUUCACUUCUUUUUGCGAGUACCUAUUAUCUGUAAGACAUUGACGCAUGCUGACAAACCGGUGUUAAAUCAUGGCAAGUCAUCCUCUCUCUAUUUGCUGAUAGAUAGUUCCUUAACUUCCGUUUACUGUCGCCAGACGGAAAUCCGGCAGAUUGUGAAACUGAAGCUUUUAUUUGGUUAGAGAGUUAGUUUGUAUUCGAGUGUCAAAGCAAUAAUAAUUUUUGAUUUAAUCAUUUUUUGUCAUUUUGUUAAAAAAUUACUAUGUUAAAUAUGAUUCGAUAUUCAGAAGACUAUAUAAGCUCAUAUACAAAAUAUUCUUUAUUUUUUUUCAAUUUGAUAUUUUGGUUUGUAGGAGGUGCUGUUGUAGCUAUUGGAGGUUGGUCAUUUUUAGAAGAAUACAAUUUCAAGGGUCUUCCACAAGUAAACAGUGCCUUUGAGCUUUUUGUUCAUGUAUCUAUUGUAAUCAUGGUUUUUGGUGGAAUAGUUUUUAUUAUCAGUUUUGGAGGUUGUCUUGGGGCUCUAAGAGAAAACUUGUGUCUCUUAAAGUGUUAUUCAUUUACUCUGUUGCUUCUCUUCAUCGGAGAAAUGGCACUGACUGUGUUUGCUUUUGUGUUUCCAAAUAAAUUUGUUGAUCUUCUAAAAGUUGGUGGUUUAUCAAAAGAAUUGAUAGUCAAGUACAGAGAUGAUGCAAAUCUGCAAAAUGUCAUUGAUGCUCUGCAAACAGAAUUUCUUUGUUGUGGCAUAUCUGAUGAAGGCUAUAAAGAUUGGUCAAAAAAUAUAUACUUUAACUGCUCUACCCAAAAUUUGAGUCCUGAAAGAUGCGCUGUACCUUAUUCUUGCUGCAGAAAUCCACAUAACAUUGAGAGUGGCUUGAUAAAUAUAAUGUGUGGUUAUCAAAUGCAGAAUGCUUCUUCGGUAACAAAUGCGGCAGAAUUUAUCUUUGCCAGAGGCUGUAUAGAAGCCAUUCAAGAUUAUAUAGUUCACAAUCUUCAUCUUGUAGCAGGAAUCUUUCUUGUUGUGUCAUUGAUACAGUUGUUUGCUAUGUAUUUGUGCAAGUCAUUGUUAGCCCAAAUAAAUGCCCAGAUAUCCCAGUGGAGAUGACAGUUGGAAGGUAGUUCUUGAUGCUAGUCAAGUAUUGAAACUGAACAUCUAAGUUAAAGUUUUUAUACAUCUGCUUGUAAUUGGUGAAAAGUAUUUUGUAUUUAUAUUCAUUGUUGUUUCAGAGUUUUUACUUCUCCAAAAGUAUAUAUAUAUAUAUAUAUUGGACUUGUAAAAUAGUUUUAUCUUGUUAUACUAUUUUAUAUUUUUGAACACUAUUUGAUUCUUUACAAACUCAUUUUUAUAGGAGUAUUAAUUUUUCUACAGUAUUACUAGAAAUAUACAGUAAUAUUUCUGUAAGGCAUAGAAUGCCCACUUUUGUUCUUUUAUUCACAUUUGUUAUCAGUUUUGGUAGAAAUUUAAUAUAUAGAAAUAAUAUGACCUCAUAGGUGCCAAUUUUUACAGUUGCCAAGGAAAAAAAAUUUCUUAGUGGUAGUAGCAUUAUUUUUUAAAUAUAUAAAAUCUUACCUUAAAAGCUAAUUCUUUUUACCUACCGUGAUAGAUCAACAAUUCAAACUUAUGUAUAUAAGAGUUGUUGAAAUAGCUUAAGUUUUAGAAAAUUCUUAAUAUUUUAAGUUUUAUUUUUCUACUACUUUGAAAAGUCUUUCUUGAUGGCCGUACAAGUUAACAACUAUGUAAACUGCAUAAAAAUAUAUAUUUUGUAAUAAGAAAAAGCUUGAAUAUUUAAAUCAUUUUGUGAAAAUAUGCAAAAAGAAAAUCAAAAACAUAACCUUGUCUUCACAUGCUAUCACUGUGCUAUAUUUUGCAUUAAUUACAUGUUCAUUCUUUACAGUAGUGUGAAGGCACUCUAAAGUAGGGGUGCUCAACCUGCGGCCCAUCGACUACUGAAGUGCGGCCCGCGAGAGUUUCUAAACACAAAAAAUAAACAAAAAUGUCAACAAAAAAAAAUUUGGCGAACAUUUUUAAUCGUGUUUUUGAGUCAAUUUUUACAGAUUCUAUAGUAAAUGUAUGUUUAAUGUGCUUUCUUUAAGCCAAGUUUAUUUUAAAUCUAAAUGAUUAUUUAAGCAGUUAUUUCCACUUUUCAAAAAUCCCUAAUUUUUAUCACGAUAUUGUUACGACACGCCAGUUUAAGAUCGCCCAUUUAAAUAAUCACUUUUUGGCGCAAUUUAUUUAUGCCGAUUUCAUCGUAAAUCUAAGUGACUUUUUAUCUUUCUUUUUUUUCAGCCAUUUUUUUCGGCAGUUAUUUCUAAGCAUCCCACGUAGUAUAAGAAAUUUCGAUAAUUUAUUAAGAUAAGUUAGUUUUAAAUCGCGCAUUUGACACGCUUUGUUCAGCAUAAAUUUAAAUGAUUUUUCCUAAAAAUAUAUUACUAUACUUUUCCACAUGAUUUUGACGAUCCCGUUAUUUAACCACGAUGUUAUUAAGACUUGAAAAUUUCUAAUCACACAUUUAAAUAAUCACCUUUUUAUGUGGUAUUUCGGUUCAGUUUUAUCGUGAAUCCUAGUUAUUUUUCAGUGAUGAAUGUGAUUUUGUCAAAUACUGAUAUUCGGCAGGGAAAAAAAAUAGGCCCAAUGCCGUAUAUUUGGGGCCAAAUAGCAACAUUUUUUACCAGCAUAGCAAUACUGAAGCCAAAAUUCCAAUGCCCAGAAUAAUAUUUUCUGAAAAAGCAUAUUUAUAAAACAACGCUAUAGAAUAAGGCCUAUCGGAAACGCUUUUGAAAAUCCCGUGCUAUCAUAAAAAUUAAAGAUUAUAUACAAAAGCUAAACAGAGAAAAUAAAAAUCGGUCUUUAUUUUUAAAUGAAAAUUUUAAAGCUGAACAUCUCAGUUUUCCAAUUACUAGAAAAAGUCAAGAAAAAAGAAAUGAGUCUAACAGAAAUGCUCUUAAAAACUGCUGCAUUAUAAUAAAAACGUUAUAAAAAGAGAAGAUUUUUUUUUAUAGAAAAAAAAGCUAGAAAGAAAAAAAAAACAGAAAAUGUUCUUAAUUUUUUAAAUGAAAAU
This is a messenger RNA of Parasteatoda tepidariorum (common house spider), 3304 nucleotides long. Its product is annotated as tetraspanin-33. The record is from RefSeq and is a predicted model, not a curated record. NCBI's taxonomy places the organism in Eukaryota, Metazoa, Arthropoda, Arachnida, Araneae, Theridiidae. Gene Ontology annotation, cellular component: plasma membrane.